AUGACCCCGGGUCAAGCAGGUGUUCAGCGGCAUGCGGCGACAGUGCCUAUGUUUCUGAAUGGCAAGAAGGUCCAGUCAGAGACCAACACCUUUUAUGACGUGCACAACCCAGCGACCGGCGAGCUCAUCGCGCGGACGCCGCAGUGUACGCCGGCGGAGCUCUCCUCGGCGGCCGAAAGCUGUGCCGAAGCCUUCAAGACCUGGCGCACCACCCCGGUCUCCACGCGUGCGCGGGUGAUGCACAAGUUGGAAGGUGCGAUUCGAGACAACACCGAUGCCUUAGCCAAAGUCCUCACACAGGAGCAGGGCAAGACCAUUGCAGACGCCAAAGGCGACAUCUUCCGAGGACUUGAAGUGGUCGAGAUGUCCUGUAACAUUCCGUCCAUGAUUCAAGGAGAUACCUUGCCCAACGUGGCCAACGGUGUGGAUGUGCAUUCCUAUCGACGGAUCCCCCUGGGCGUUUGCGCGGGCAUUGCGCCCUUCAACUUCCCAGCGAUGAUCCCGCUUUGGAUGUUCCCACCGGCCACGACCACAGGGAACACCUUUUUGAUGAAGCCUUCGGAGCGAGUGCCGCUCUCGGCCAUGAUGUUGGCGGAGAUGGCCAGCGACUGUGGUUUGCCCCCGGGCGUGCUCAACGUGGUGCACGGCGGGCACGACACCGUGAAUUUCUUGUGCGAUAAUGAGCACAUUCGAGCUGUCUCUUUUGUGGGUGGCAAUGCUGCCGGCAAGCACAUCUAUGAGCGUGCAGGACGCAAUGGUAAGCGUGCGCAAUGCAAUCUUGGGGCGAAGAACCAUGCGAUCGUGCUUCCCGACGCCGAUCCCGAAAGCGUGGUCAACCAGCUCGUCGGUGCCUCCUGCGGCGCAGCAGGGCAAAGGUGCAUGGCCAUUAGCGUGGCCGUCUUCGUGGGUGCCUCGAAGGAGUGGAUUCAGCGCAUCGCUGCCUCGGCGGCCAAGCUCCGCGUGGGUCCCGGCGAGGCGUCGAGCACCGAUGUGGGGCCCCUCAUCUCACGCCAGGGGGGGCGAAGAAGAGAGUUGAGGAUUUGCGCCUUGGGUGAAGAGGUGGAUCGGAUUGACACCGGAGUCUCUGAGGGCGCCAAGCUGCUCUUAGAUGGGCGCUCCGCCUCGGUCCCGGAGGCCAACAAGGAGGGCUACUUCGUGGGCCCCACGGUCUUCUCAGAGGUCAAGCGAGGGAUGCAGAUCUAUGAGAAUGAGAUUUUCGGACCGGUCUUGGCCUGUGUGGAGGUCGACACCUUUGAAGAAGCCAUCCACUUCGUCAACGCGAACCCCUAUGGCAAUGGCACCGCCAUCUUCACGCGCAGCGGCGCAGCCGCGCGGAAGUUCACCGAUGAGAUCGAAGCGGGCCAGGUCGGUGUGAAUGUGCCAAUCCCUGUGCCUUUGCCCAUGUUUUCCUUCACUGGAAACAAGAAGUCCAUCUUGGGGGACUUGAACUUCUAUGGCAAGGCGGGUGUGAACUUCUUUACCCAGCUGAAGACGGUGACCUCCGCCUGGCGGGAUGACAGCCACUCGUUCUUGCGCGGCACCCGUACUUGGACUCCGGCCGUCCGGUCGCUGUUCCGCCGUGUUCGCCCUGUUCGCUCGUCCACGGACGUGAGAGACGAACGACUGUCCGACCGGACGGUGUCGGAUGUGGCGGUCCAACGGUCCGAUGGUGUCAAGGUCACAUUGAGAAGCUCAGCACUGCAGGGGUUGGAGCUCAGUGAGCUGUACCUCAGCAUCGCACGCAGAAAGCAGAAAGCGGAGCGUGCAGCCCUGCGCGGCAUGAAACAUGAGGAGUUCAGCAACUUCUACUGGCAUGACACGGCCUUCCGUUUCGUGAUGCCUGACUUUGCAAAGCAGAGCUGGACGCCGCCCGAGAUCGACUGCCAUUUCAGCGAGAAGGAUCCUCGUGCCACCCAGGCCAUCAUGGCAAUCAAGGCGUCGCUCUUCGAUGACGCCGAGACCUUCAAGCUCAUCGAUGCAGCGGUCACUCCGAGCGAGACCAAGGCCUUGGGAAGGAUGGUGAAGAACUUCAACGAGGAGCUUUGGUCCAAACACCUGGACCAGACCGCCUUUGAAGUGGUCUUCCAGAAGUUCAAUUCCUCAAAGAGCCUCAGCUUUCAGAAGAGGAGAUUGAGGGAGUUGCUCUUGAAGACAGGGAAGACCCUGAUUGUGGAGGCGGCGCCCAACGACCGCAUUUGGGGAGUUGGCAUCGCCAAGAGCGGUGACAUGCGACUCGGACUUCAGAAGAUGCGGCAGUACCGUCGUGUUGAGACCGGUGGCGAAUUGGAUGCGAUCGCCGUAUUUGGGAUCCAAAGCAAUGGGACGCCUGGCUGGCCGGUCUUUGGCACACCGUUGGAUGAGGAAGGGAAGAAUGUGUUGGGAAAAGCCUUGAUGCAGGCGCGCGAUCGGCUCAUGGGCGGCCCAGCGGAGGCAGCACCAGAGCCGCAGCGGAUUGACUCCGCUGGAGCGUCCGAGGCCACCACGGCUGCACCGGAUCCCAAACGUGGGCGCUGGCAGAAGUCCGAAGCGGCGAAAGCGAAGGCGAAGGUUGCUUGCGACAAGCAACGGGACAUCAAGACCUUGCUGACUCAAAGUCAGGAGCUUUGCGAGUCUCCAGAGUGUGCGAGCGACUAUGUGGCUUGGCGGCUGUGGGAAGAGCGGGAUUGCUAUGUGGUGUUGGACUUCGAGGCGACCUGUUGGGAGGGCCGACAUGCAGACCAGGAGAGAGCGUUCCGAAAGGGCGCACCGCGCGCCCGGGCGCACGCGAACUCGUGGGACGCGCCCUCGGAAUGCCUUCGUGAGGAGAUUAUCGAGUUUCCAUUGGUCCUGGUGGACGCCAAAACCUUGACCCAGGUGGAUGAGUUCCGCACUUACGUGCGCCCGGAGCAGAACCCCACUCUGAGCCAGUUCUGUACCAAGCUCACUGGGAUCACCCAAGAGCAGGUCUCGGAGGCGCCCACCUGGCCCACGGCCCGCGAAGUGGCCAAGGCCUGGCUCGAUGAUCGGCUCUCCGGCCACGGCUAUCGCAGGUGGUUAUUGGUGACCUGUGGAGAUUGGGAUUUAAAGACGAUGUUGCCCAUGCAGUGCAAACUUGCUGGUGAGCCUGUGCCCGCUCCAUUCCAGACCUGGCUGAACAUCAAGCGACUCUUCAGCGAAGUCACCGGAGAGAAAGCCACGGGCAUGGAAGGCAUGCUGGAGGUGUUACAUUUGGAGCUGGAGGGCCGGCACCAUUGUGGUUUGGACGACUGCAAAAACAUUGCCAGGAUUCUGGAGGAGCUGCUGAAGAGAGGUGGAACCAUCAAGGAGGAGCUGCUUUGGCCGAGGACGGGUGGCUACAAAGGCUCGGGCAGGUGA
This is a messenger RNA of Durusdinium trenchii, 3354 nucleotides long. The record is from the annotation of a GenBank genome assembly. NCBI's taxonomy places the organism in Eukaryota, Dinophyceae, Suessiales, Symbiodiniaceae.